GUGUACGGGCGGUUUCUUGAGCAGCUGCACCGUCGUGGCAUGCUCCAGUUUUGCAAGUGGGAUGGCAAGGCCCCGACUUUGGGGGCCUUCACGGUUCGCAAGAAGGGGGGCCGCCAGAGGCUCAUCUUCGACACCAGGCUGGUCAACCUGCACUUUCGACAGGCGCCUGCUACCGAGCUGCCGUCGGCCGCAUCCUUCUCUCGUUUGGAGAGUGAGGCCGCCACCCCGCUGUACUUCGCCUGCGGGGACAUCGAGAACGCUUUCUACGCGAUGCGGAUCCCAGCAGGCUUGUGUUCCUUCUUCAAGCUCGGGCGGGUCCGCGCGGGCAUGGUGGGGAUCACCUCUCUGGGCGGCGCAGCGGUGGAUUGUGGCGACUGGCUCACCCCUCAGCUCACCAUCCUGCCCAUGGGUUGGAGCUGGGCCAUGCACCUGUGUCAGAUGGUCACGGAGUCCGCCCUGGUGCGGGCGGGUGCGCCAGUCUCACGGCACGUCCGAGAUCGCAGCGAGGGGCUGGUGCUGGGGAAGCAGGACGGCCUGGGUGCCGCCGCCUACGUGGACAACUUCUUGGUGCUCGGCGCUAGCCAGUCGGAGGUGGACGCCACCGCGGCGCGUGUGGAGUCGGAGCUGGUCAACCUCGGCUUCUCAGUGCACGAGCAGCAGCGGGCCAGCAAGAGGUGCUCGUUCGUGGGGCUGGAGCUGUGCGGGGCAUCGCACUGCGCCCGCGUGUCCCCGAAGCGCCUUUGGCGAGUGCGCUAUGCGAUCGACGAGCUGCUGGCCCGGGGGUCCGCGCGGGGGGAGAUCUUGGAGGUCCUCCUCGGGCACUGCACCUGGAUCAUGCUGCUGCGCCGGCCGUCGCUCGCCAUCUUCGACGCGAGCUACCGCUUCUGCCAGGCUGCGCGGGACGAGGCCCUCCCCCUGUGGGCCUCGGUGCGCUGGGAGCUCCGCACGCUGCGGAACUUGCUGCCGUUGCUCUCCGCGCGCCUGGCAGCCCCGUGGCAUGCGGAGGUCUCCGCCUCCGAUGCCUCGCCGUGGGGCGGCGGAGUCUGCGUCCGACCGGCUAGCUGCAGCGCCGCUGCCUCGCUGGGGCGGACCGUGGAGCGCUGGCGGUACCACUUCGAUGAGGCCAUCACCGCCCGCACGCACGCGCUCGAGGGCGAGGGGGUGGCCACCACGCUGCGGCGGCCCGCGGCGCUGCCGAGCGAGGCUGCGAAGGACCUGGACAAGCAGUUCGGCGAGGUCCCGGCGUCCUUCAUGCAGGGCCCUAGCUGGAAGAUUGCAAUGUCCUUCCCGUGGCGGGACAAGCACGACAUCUACUACGCAGAGGGGCUGGCCCUAUCCGCCUCGCUGCGGCACGCGCUGCGGUCGCGGGGCGCCUUCGGGCACCGCCUGGUGCUUCUGGUGGACAACCUGUCUCUGGCUCUGGCUGCCGGCAAGGGUCGAGGUUCGGCGGCGCAGCUCCGCAGCGUGCUGCGCGAGCUUUGCGCGCUGGCGCUGGCCUGCCGCCUGCAGCUGCACGUGCGGUGGGUCCCGAGUGAGCUCAACCCUGCCGACCGCCCGUCCCGCGGCUACCUGUACAUCGACGCGCAGAAGCGGGAGGCGGCCGCGGAGGCGACGAAGGUGGCGCUGGAGCCGGGGUUGACCUAUCUGGAGCAAAGGUCGAUCUCGAAGCCCGUGCUGGCCGACUACCGCAGGCGGGCGCAGGCCUUCGUGACUUGGGCCUCCGAGAGCCACCUGGACUGGAGGGGCUCGGCGGAGCUCGACUCCGUGCUCGUGGAAUACUUCAACCUGCUCUACUUCCAGGGGUACAGCGGGGACGAUGUGCCAAGCUGGGGCAAGUGCGUCCCGCGGCGCUCGCGCCAGCCCCUCCCGUGGCUGGUGGUGGCCGCGUUGGCCGGCGUGCUCCUGCGGUGGCAGCUGGUGGAGCACGUCGUGGCGAUGAUCCUGAGCUUCAGCACCAACAUGAGGCCCGGGGAGGCGGACUCCCUCGUCGGGCUGCAGGUCGUCGAGGGCGUCGCGGAGGGCAGCGGCAACGGCGGCGCCGUGGCGCCGGUGCUCUUCCCGGAGGAGAUGGGGGUGCCCAGCAAGACGGGCAUGUGGGACAUGACAGUGCCUCUGGACACUUUCCGCUUCCUCGGCCCGUCGCUCCUCGCCCUCAAGAGGCGGUGCCGGGCGCUGAAGGACCGACUGUGGAGCUACCCCCCGGGCGACCUCGGACAGAAGAUGCGCGCGGCCGCGGAGGAGCUCGGCCUUGCCCUGGCCUCUCCAUAUCAGCUGCGGCACGGCGGGGCCUCCGACGACCUCGCGGCGCGCCGGCGGACCGCCCUGGAGAUCCAGGCGCGAGGGGGCUGGGCGAGCCCGCGGUCGUUCCUGCGGUGCGCCAAGCCCGGGCGGAUCCUGGCGGAGAUGGCGAAGCUUCCCGCCGGGGUCCUGGACUUCGGCAGGGCGGUCGACGCGGCGCUGGCCGAGAUCUUCCUGAGGGGG
Molecule: messenger RNA, 2481 nt
Organism: Prorocentrum cordatum
Lineage: Eukaryota; Dinophyceae; Prorocentrales; Prorocentraceae
Source: the annotation of a GenBank genome assembly